This is a messenger RNA of Humulus lupulus (European hop), 4835 nucleotides long. RefSeq names its product MAP3K epsilon protein kinase 1-like. Lineage: Eukaryota; Viridiplantae; Streptophyta; Magnoliopsida; Rosales; Cannabaceae. The record is from RefSeq and is a predicted model, not a curated record. Gene Ontology annotation, cellular component: cytoplasm. The transcript has 24 exons. Gene Ontology annotation, biological process: protein phosphorylation. Gene Ontology annotation, molecular function: protein binding; protein serine/threonine kinase activity; ATP binding. The coding region runs from base 214 to 4485 and encodes 1423 amino acids.
GCUGCACAUUUGGUCUUUUUCUCCCUCACUUCAACUGGACAAUCUGAUCACAUCUCUCUCCCUCUUCUCUGCUCUCCCUGCGCCGGAGCCGGGACCUUUGCCGUGGCUAUUUCCCCGAUCGAAACCCUAACUCACGCCUUUUCGUCUUCUUCAAUCUCUGCAAAUGAGCCAAUUUUUCGUUUUCUGACAGCGUAGUAGUCAAAAUCAGCCGAGAUGUCUCGGCAAACGCCGUCUGCUCACAAGUCCAAGACCCUCGACAACAAAUACAUGCUUGGAGAUGAGAUUGGAAAAGGAGCAUAUGGUCGAGUAUAUAAGGGUCUGGAUUUGGAGAACGGAGACUUUGUUGCAAUUAAACAAGUUUCUUUGGAGAAUAUUGCCCAGGAGGAUCUCAACAUUAUCAUGCAAGAGAUAGAUUUACUGAAGAAUUUGAACCACAAAAAUAUUGUGAAAUAUCUUGGAUCCUUAAAGACUAAGAGUCACCUCCACAUAAUUCUUGAAUACGUGGAAAAUGGCUCACUAGCAAACAUUAUCAAGCCAAAUAAAUUUGGACCCUUUCCAGAAUCACUGGUUGCGGUUUACAUUUCACAGGUUUUGGAAGGCUUGGUAUAUCUACACGAACAGGGUGUAAUUCAUCGGGACAUCAAGGGUGCUAAUAUAUUAACAACUAAAGAGGGUCUUGUGAAACUUGCUGAUUUUGGUGUUGCAACAAAAUUAACUGAGGCUGAUGUUAACACACAUUCUGUUGUUGGUACACCGUAUUGGAUGGCCCCAGAGGUCAUUGAAAUGUCAGGGGUCUGUGCUGCUUCUGACAUUUGGAGUGUAGGCUGCACUGUGAUUGAACUUCUUACAUGUGUGCCUCCUUACUAUGAUCUACAACCCAUGCCAGCUUUAUUUCGCAUUGUUCAGGAUGAGCAUCCUCCAAUACCUGAUAGCUUGUCUCUUGACAUAACCGAUUUUUUGCGACAAUGCUUUAAGAAGGAUGCUAGACAAAGGCCUGAUGCGAAGACACUGCUUUCUCACCCAUGGGUACUAAAUGGUAGGCGUGUUUUGCCGUCUCCAAUCCGACAGACUACCUCACUAAGAAACAUAGAAGAAGAUGUCCCAGCAGAUGUUGAAAUCUCCAAUGUAGAUAAUCAGAGCUUUGGUGGAAGCCCUUCAGUGGAGAAAGUAGAAGUAGCUGCUUCUGCAAUUAAAGCUGACUCUAGGAAUGAGUUAUCAUCAAGUGAGGUUGUGGACAUAACGAAGUCUGGUCAAAUUCCUGCUUCACAUUCAAACUCUGUUGAUGAGAGGGCAGAGAACCUGGAAGAUGAUCAAUCAGAUCAGGUUCCAACCUUAGCUAUCCAUGACAAGUCAUCCCUACAGAACGGUUUUGGCAGUGUAUCUUCUAAUAGGGUGGUGACUACCACUGAUCAAGCUGAGCUUCUUGAGCUACCUCAACCAAGUUCUAGUGAUGAAGUCUUGGUCAAUGGUAAUGUAGGAUCCCCUGUUCUGAAGAUGGAAAAUGGUGGGAAACCAAGUUUUUCAUCCAUUGCAAGUAGACCAUCUGGUUUUGGACAAAGAAAUCAGGAUAACGGUCUUCAAAAGGUGGCUAAAAAGGCAGUCGCCACGGGAGGCAAUGAGCUGAGUAGAUUUAGUGACACUCCAGGAGAUGCUUCGUUGGAUGAUUUAUUUCAUCCAUUGGAUAGACAUCCAGAGGACCGGACAACAGAGGCUUCAACGUCUGCAUCUGCAUCACAUCUAAACCAAGGGAAUUCCCCAGUCAAUGAUUCUGGGAAAGUUGACCUGGCGACAAAGCUGAAUAAUUAUAUAAAUCGAAAACAAAUGGAGAGUGAAAUGGGGCAGGAAAAUGGUGGUGGUGGUGGUAACUUAUUAAGAUAUAUCAUAGGUUAUCAAGACGUGAUUGACAUUGAUGGUUUGGUUUUUGAUGAAAAGUUGCAAGGGGAAAAUCUGUUCCCUCUACAGGCUGUUGAGUUUACCAGGUUAGUUCAGUCUUUGAAACCUGAAGAAUCAGAAGAAGCGAUCGUGUCUGCUUGUCAGAAACUUAUUGCCAUCUUUCGUCAACGCCCUGAGCAAAAAAUUGUUUUUGUUACCCAGCAUGGUUUGCUUCCUUUAAUGGAAUUGCUUGAGGUCCCUAAAACUCGUGUUAUUUGUUCUGUGCUUCAAAUUAUAAAUCAGAUCAUCAAAGAUAAUACUGACUUCCAGGAAAAUGCUUGUCUUGUUGGUCUGAUCCCUGUGGUAAUUGGCUUUGCUGUACCUGAUCGACCCCGGGAAGUUCGUAUGGAGGCUGCUUAUUUUUUGCAGCAGCUUUGUCAGUCAAGUUCUUUGACAUUGCAAAUGUUCAUAGCUUGUCGUGGGAUCCCUGUUUUGGUAGCAUUCCUAGAGGCUGAUUAUGCAAAGUACAGGGAAAUGGUUCAUCUAGCUAUUGACGGCAUGUGGCAGGUUUUUAAGCUUCAGCGGUCAACACCUAGAAAUGAUUUUUGUCGUAUAGCUGCAAAGAAUGGAAUUCUUUUGAGGCUUAUAAACACUCUUCAUAGUUUGAAUGAGGCUACUCGUCUAGCUUCUAUUUCUGCUGGGGGUGGAUUUCCGCUCGAGGGACCAGUUCAACGGCCACGAUCUGGUCAAUUAGAUGCCAGCCAUCCCAUUUUUUCUCAAAGUGAGGCCCCAUAUUCUCCAUCUGAUCAUCAUGUUUCUACUACAGUAUCAGAAGCUUCACGUGCUUCAGUUUCACUUUCUCAAAGGGUAGAUGGCAAUCACUCUGAUAUGCGAUAUCCUCACAUGGAUACCGGUAGACCACAAUCUAGCAAUGUAGCAGCAGAUGUAUCAGUUCCUUCAAAAUUGUCUGAGCAAACAUCUUCAGAAAAAGCAUCAAAUCUAGGUACUAAGGAAUCUUCUUUGGUGAUUAAUAAAGAGAGAGAAAAUUUAGACCGGUGGAAGAUUGAUCCCUCAAGAGCAGCAGAUGUUGGGCUUAGAUCACAGAGAGUCGCUAAUAUGGCAAAUACAACAUCUGUAGAUAGGCCUCCAAAGUUGAUAGAAGGUGCAUUAAAUGGGUUUGCCACAACAGGAGCUACUCAGCCAGAGCAAGUUCGGCCUCUGCUAAGCUUACUGGAUAAGGAACCCCCUUCACGACAUUUCUCUGGUCAGCUUGAUUAUGUACGCCAUUUCUCAGGACUGGAAAGGCAUGAAAGCAUAUUACCUCUCUUACAUGCAUCACAUGAGAAGAAGACAAAUGGUGAACUGGAUUUUUUGAUGGCCGAAUUUGCAGAUGUCUCUCAACGUGGAAGAGAAAGUGGAAAUUUUGAUUCCACUGCACGAAUUUCUUAUAAAACAGUAAAUAAAAAGAUUGGACCGAUAUCAUCUAAUGAAGGUGCUGCAUCAACAUCUGGAAUUGCAUCUCAGACUGCAUCUGGUGUACUGUCAGGUUCAGGUGUUCUAAAUGCUAGACCGGGGAGUGCAACAUCAUCGGGAUUACUUUCCCACAUGGUGUCAACAUUAAAUGCCGAUGUUGCUAGGGAUUAUCUAGAAAAGGUUGCAGAUCUUCUGCUUGAGUUUGCCCAAGCAGAUACAACAGUAAAAUCUUACAUGUGCAGCCAAAGCUUGCUCAGUCGUCUCUUUCAGAUGUUCAAUAGAGUUGAGCCCCCAAUUCUUUUAAAGAUAUUAAAGUGCAUCAACCAUUUGUCAACUGAUCCAAACUGCUUAGAGAAUCUUCAGCGUGCAGAUGCAAUUAAGUAUUUGAUUCCAAAUCUUGAAUUAAAAGAAGGAUCUCUUGUAUCUCAAAUACAUUAUGAGGUCCUCAAUGCAUUAUUCAACCUGUGUAAGAUAAACAAGAGGAGACAGGAGCAGGCAGCUGAAAAUGGAAUAAUUCCACAUUUGAUGCAGUUUAUUGAGUCUGAUUCUCCCUUGAAAAGAUAUGCUUUGCCUCUAUUAUGUGACAUGGCUCAUGCAUCCCGUAAUUCUAGGGAGCAGUUAAGGGCCCAUGGUGGAUUGGAUGUGUAUUUAAGUCUCCUUGAGGAUGAGUUCUGGUCUGUGACUGCAUUGGAUUCAAUUGCUGUUUGCUUAGCUCUAGACAAUGACAAUCGAAAAGUGGAACAAGCAUUAUUGAAGAAGGAUGCAGUUCAAAAGCUAGUGAAGUUUUUCCAGUCCUGUCCAGAACAACAUUUUGUCAACAUAUUGGAUCCAUUCUUGAAAAUUAUCACAAAAUCAUCUCGUAUCAAUACCACAUUAGCUGUUAAUGGUUUGACACCCUUGCUCAUUGCAAGGUUAGACCAUCAGGAUGCUAUACCUCGUUUGAAUCUUCUGAAACUGAUAAAGGCUGUUUAUGAGCACCACCCAAGACCAAAGCAGUUAAUUGUGGAGAAUGAUUUGCCCCAAAAGCUUCAGAAUUUAAUAGAAGAACGCAGAGACGGACAGCGCUCUGGCGGCCAGGUUUUGGUGAAGCAAAUGGCCACUUCUCUUUUGAAAGCACUUCAUAUUAACACCGUCUUGUAAAUCCAGGGUAUAAUGAUCUUUUAGAUUGAUUGUACAUUUGAUUGCAUAGGUUACAUAUAAGUGUCGUUUUGGGGUAUAGAAGAAGUUAUAGUCCUUUUCGUUUUAUUUAUUUAUCUUUUUGUUUUCCCCAAAAAUUGAAAGGGAAAAAGAAUCUGGGUGGUGUUGCGCUAUCGUAUCGUAUCGUGUGCUUGAGUGACUUGUGUUUGUUGUUUCAAUUCAACGUUUUGUUUCCUCCAUCUCCCCCUCUCUUUGUUUUAUUUUAUUCGAUUUGGUUAUUAUUUACCUCCAUUGGCCAACAACUUUUAUAGACAAUUAAAGUUUUUAAUGACAUUAUAUAUGGUUUGACUUGA